This is a messenger RNA of Alternaria burnsii, 192 nucleotides long. RefSeq lists its product as uncharacterized. The record is from RefSeq and is a predicted model, not a curated record. NCBI's taxonomy places the organism in Eukaryota, Fungi, Ascomycota, Dothideomycetes, Pleosporales, Pleosporaceae. The annotation marks the transcript as partial. The transcript has a single exon.
ACUCUAGCUAGUAAGUAUAGCACGUAUAGUAUAUACUCUAUAGCACUAGUAGUAGAGACUUUCUUAGCGCUAUAUAUAUUAGCUAUAUACAUCUUAUACGUGCCUACUAAGCUAAGCUUAAGCGUAGAUUUUUUUACUUUACUUUACUCUACUUCUACUAGAAGCUUAUUUUAUAAAGUAAGUAAUAACUAA